Molecule: messenger RNA, 1023 nt
Organism: Acanthisitta chloris (rifleman)
Lineage: Eukaryota; Metazoa; Chordata; Aves; Passeriformes; Acanthisittidae
Gene: YIPF6
Product: Yip1 domain family, member 6
Exons: 6
Coding region: 125-649 (174 amino acids)
Biological process (GO): endoplasmic reticulum to Golgi vesicle-mediated transport
Cellular component (GO): trans-Golgi network; membrane
Source: RefSeq, a predicted model, not a curated record
AGGUCUGGCAGAUGUGUCCAUAUCCCAGGACAUCCCAGUGGAAGGGGAGAUCACUGUUCCCGUGGGAUCUCGCUCUCCUGAUGAGGAUUACUCCACGCUGGAUGAGCCAGUCAGGGACACCAUUAUGAGAGACCUGAAGGCUGUUGGGAAGAAGUUUGUCCAUGUGAUGUACCCCAGGAAGAGCAGUGCACUCCUCAGGGACUGGGAUCUGUGGGGCCCCUUGGUGCUGUGUGUCUCCCUGGCUUUGAUGCUGCAGGGUGGCUCUGCAGACAGCAAGGACGAUGGAGGGCCCCAGUUUGCAGAGGUCUUUGUCAUCAUCUGGUUCGGUGCUGUCGUCAUCACACUCAACUCGAAGCUUCUGGGAGGAACCAUCUCCUUCUUUCAGAGCCUAUGUGUGCUGGGGUACUGCGUGCUGCCGCUGACGGUGGCCAUGCUGGUGUGCAGGCUGGUGCUGCUGGCGGGCGCCGGCACCAUCAGCUUCAUCGUGCGCCUCGUCGUCGUCCUGGCCAUGUUCGGGUGGUCCACCUUGGCCUCCACAGCGUUCCUGGCGGACAGCCAACCUCCGAACCGCAAGGCGCUCGUCGUCUACCCCAUCUUCCUCUUCUACUUCGUCAUCAGCUGGAUGAUCCUCACCUUCACCCCUCAGUGACCAGCCCAGGACUGCCACACGGGCUGGGGCUCCUCAUGGACGCUGCAGUCACCCCUUGGCUUCGUCUCCUAAUUUAUGCUAGGGAUGCUGUAAACAGGCAGGAUGCGGGAUAAAGCCAGAGAGCUGCAAAAGUGCUGGUUUGUGUGUCCCUCUUUGUGACAGAGCUCCAGCUGCUGAGUGCCUCAUGUGGCCCUGCUCUGUACUUGUGUUAAAUAAACAAAGCCUGCUGGGACGGGGAUUGCUCCACCUGAGGAGAGAGCACGAGAUCCUGGGAUUUCAAGCUGCUGGAUAUGAAGUUACGGGAUCACACAACUUGGCAGAGCUCCUGCCUGUGCUUGGAUUCUCACUGGAGAUGAAAAUGCCUUAUCAAACCA